UCUCUCAUAUAAAAUCAAUCCUUUCUGCCGUCUUCUUCUUCCUCGCAAAAUUUUCUGCUUCACCAUUGUGAUUCCGAAGCAUCUCAAUACCUCACAGUCAUGGGGCACUCCAACGUCUGGAACUCUCAUCCUAAGAACUAUGGCCCUGGUUCUCGCACUUGUCGUGUGUGCGGAAAUCCCCAUGGGUUGAUCAGGAAGUAUGGACUUAUGUGUUGCAGACAAUGCUUCCGUAGCAACGCCAAGGAAAUUGGUUUCAUUAAGUACCGCUGAGAAGCUAAUUAUCUCUGGAUGGAGUUGAAUUUAUAUUGAAGAAGAUUUUCCUAGUUUUUUCUCUUGUUUACUCAGUAUGGACUAUGAAAUGAUUGUUAGAAGACGAUUUUGACACUUUGUUCUGAACUACCAUAUUUAAGGUUUCUUAAUUGAGCUUAUUGAGAUUAUUUUGACAUA
Messenger RNA from Benincasa hispida (wax gourd), 447 nucleotides. RefSeq names its product small ribosomal subunit protein uS14z/uS14y/uS14x. The record is from RefSeq and is a predicted model, not a curated record. Lineage: Eukaryota; Viridiplantae; Streptophyta; Magnoliopsida; Cucurbitales; Cucurbitaceae. Gene Ontology annotation, biological process: cytoplasmic translation. Gene Ontology annotation, cellular component: cytosolic small ribosomal subunit; ribosome. Gene Ontology annotation, molecular function: structural constituent of ribosome; zinc ion binding.